Molecule: messenger RNA, 210 nt
Organism: Caenorhabditis angaria
Lineage: Eukaryota; Metazoa; Nematoda; Chromadorea; Rhabditida; Rhabditidae
Source: the annotation of a GenBank genome assembly
AUGCGCUUCCUUUCAAUUUGUCAUCUCGCUAUGUUUAUUUUAUCAAAGAUUGAAAUCUUUUGUGACACAUUCUCGAACCAAGAAAAAGUAAGUUGCCGAAAAGAUAGAAAAGCGGCCAUCAAAAACACAAAAAAGCCUAGAGAACCGCCCGAUUCUAUCUAUCCUUCACCGACAAAUGAUGUCAUGAAUGGAUUUGAAUCGAAAAGAUAG